This is a messenger RNA of Cladocopium goreaui, 587 nucleotides long. Lineage: Eukaryota; Dinophyceae; Suessiales; Symbiodiniaceae. The record is from the annotation of a GenBank genome assembly.
CGCAACUGGCUUCCCAUCCGGUCGAAUCAUCAGUGGUCAUGGGAAGUGUUCCAUUCUGCGACUGUGCACAGGCCUGCAGCGAGCAAGCGCGGGCAAAGAAGAAGCACCUAGAGACUGAGCGGCUACAGGCGGCUCGAACUCUCUUUGAGCUCACAGAUUUGAACGGAGAUGGGCUCAUCUCAGUUGAAGAGUUUGCGCUGAUGGGCCUUCUGCAGACAAAGGUUCACAAGGAGAGGGCAAUGACCGUCGAAGAGGAGGAGCAGAUUAAGAACAUCUUUGUUCAGCGAUUCGGGCGUGACAUCAACGCCGACCUGCGGCCGAUUGCCUAUGCCGAGUACAAGGACUACAUUUUGUGGUUCGUGAAUAGCAUGGACCCUGGAGACAUGCAGGCCCAGUCACUGAUCUGGGACGGCAUGGUGGUGGAAGCCACAACGGCCCGCCAGAUGGCCACGGAGAACUCCUCGCUCUAUGUGGCACCGAUGCUGCCAAGUCUCCUCACCAGUUUGGGCCAAAAUUGCCCAUCCCCGAAGCUCGUUCUGAGCCGGAUCUGAAGAGACCAUGGCGAUGGAAACUGAUGGAAACUGAUG